This is a messenger RNA of Cryptomeria japonica (Japanese cedar), 875 nucleotides long. RefSeq lists its product as uncharacterized. Lineage: Eukaryota; Viridiplantae; Streptophyta; Pinopsida; Cupressales; Cupressaceae. The record is from RefSeq and is a predicted model, not a curated record. The transcript is spliced from 4 exons. The coding region runs from base 89 to 784 and encodes 231 amino acids.
ACAAGGAUUAUACAGGUGAAUGAACCAUGAAUUGUAUUAGCUUAUUCAUUAAGGGCAAACUUAGUUGUGAUAAACUACUGAGAAAAUAAUGCCUGUCAAAUCAGUGUUCAGACAACUAUUAGGAUGGAACAAGAAUCCCAUCUGUGGAAAUCUUAAGGAAUUUGAUUAUGGUUCUGAUUAUUCCAUCUCUUAUUCAGAAGGCCCGCUUGAGAGAUGGGAGAAGAAUGCAAAAACAGGGGGAAACAGAAGAGUAGUUGUUGUGGUUGAUGAAUCAAAGGAAUCCAGGAUAGCCCUGCAAUGGACUCUCAUUCAUGUUGUCAAUCACACCCACCAGCUCAUACUGCUUCACAUACUUGAUAGUUCUCUGGUUUCUUGGAGCCGUGUGGGAUCUAUCACCCGUGCUGAUGGUCUUUUGUCCAAAACUGAUGAGAAUGCUGAAAAGAACAAGUAUAGAGAAAAGGCAUUAGCUUUCACCAAAUCACUGGAAACUUUCUGCAUAUCCAUGCGUCCAGAUGUUAAGGUUGAGUCAGUGGUUUCAGAAGGAGGGGAUAAGACAAGUACAGUUGUGAGAUGGUCCAAACAAUUGGAAGCUUCCAUUCUGGUUGUGGGUCAGAAAAAACCAUCUAUGUUUGGCAGAGUUUUUAGUGGCCUGAAGGAGAAUAUAGCUGAAGCCUGCAUUGCUAAUACAGAGUGUCUGACUGUGGGUGUGAGAAAGAGGAGCUCUAAGUAUGGAGGGUACAUGAUCAAUAGCAAGGAGGUCAAAAAUUUCUGGCUUUUGGCAUAGGCAAUCUACCUCCUUAAGAGCAGUAUCUGUGUUCCUUAAUGGUUUUCCAGUUUUAUUGGGAAAGAAAUUGUUUCAGUUUUUCAAACAAGAU